AUGAUGAAGCUGGCGUUCAAGCUCGGCAUCAACUCCUUCGACAACGCGGACGCCUAUGGGGAGGGUCUCGCCGAGAAAAACAUGGGCAUUGCUGUGCAGAAGGGUGUCGAUGAAGGCGUCUGGAGCCGGGAGGACCUCGCGAUCGCCACCAAAGUCGGUCUGGGGACGAAGGGCUUCCGGGACGCAUCGGGACCGAACGACCAAGGCUUAACGCGCAAGCACAUCAUUGAAGCGACCAAGGCCUCGCUCAAGAGGUUCGAUCUCGAGUACGUCGACGUCAUUUACUGCAUUCGGCCCGAUGUGUGCACGCCCAUGGAAGAGACUGUGCAUGCCAAGAACUUCGUCCUAGAGCAGGGCUGGGCUUUCUACUGGGGCACGAGUCAGUGGAGCGUGGCUCAGAUCGUCGAGGCUUGCGAUGUUGCAGACCGCCUCGGCCUCGUUCGCCCCGUCGUGGAGCAGUGCGUCUACAACCUGCUAGACCGCACCAAGGUGGAGUUCGAGUACGCCGACCUGUACAAGAAGUACAAGCUCGGUCUCUCGACUUGGUCCCCUCUCUCUGGCGGACUACUCACGGGCAAGCACAGCCAGGAGAUCGUCAAAGGUUCUCGUAUGGACGGCCCCUUGCGCACAUUCUUCGCGCCUGAUUUCGUCGAGCGCCAAGCCAAGGCGGACAAACUCCAGUCGGUGGCCGCAGAGCUUGGCAUCUCCCUGACUGAGCUCGCUUUGGCGUGGUGCAUCAGCAACGAGAACGUCUCCGCGGUCAUGAUCGGGGCCAAGAACUUGGCGCAGUUGGAGCUCAACCUGAAGGCGCUGCCUGCGUUCGAGAAGACCACGCCGGAGGUCAAGGCCCAGAUCGACGCGCUCGUGCCGUUCGUGCCGCAGCUCCCAAAGUCCGAUGGAUUGGAGAACCGACGCACCAAGUUCCUCUAA
Molecule: messenger RNA, 930 nt
Organism: Phytophthora sojae
Lineage: Eukaryota; Oomycota; Peronosporomycetes; Peronosporales; Peronosporaceae
Exons: 1
Coding region: 1-930 (309 amino acids)
Source: RefSeq, a predicted model, not a curated record